AGGGAAGGAGGGAACCUGACGCAUUCAGUAGCAGACAGAGAGCGUUUUAAUCCGUAACAUUGAGCUGCUUAUGUGAGAGCGAAAAGUUUCGUGUUUUUUUUUUCGUUCUCGACGCGUAAAUCAUGUAGAAUAACCGCGCAGGUGCUGCAGCUGCGAUUUUAUUGAAGUUUAAUAAAAAAUAAAUAAAAAAGCUCCGGUGAGUGCCUGCGUUGAAUGCGACUUUAAAAGUACAGUUUGAAUAGAAAUUGUGCUAGGCGAUGUAGACGCGUUAAAACGUCCAGAACUGACUGUAAUUUUGGCAUGAAGUCCAUCAUGGAGGUCCGUCGAGCGCUCACGUGUGUUCUGCUCAGCGUGUUUCUGUGCGCAGGAGACGCUCAGGACUCGGUACCUGAUUCAGUUUUAAACUGCUGCGAGGGCGACGUCCUCGUCCUCCUGGAUUCAUCUGGUAGCGUGGCCUCCUACGAGUUCUUCCAUAUGGUGGACUUCCUCAAGGAGCUCCUGCUGCCUUUCUCAUUGGGGCCGGAUCAGGUGAGGGUGGGACUGCUGCAGGUUGGGACCGAACCCCAUCUGGAGUUCAGCUUUGACACCUACAGCUCCCAGGACGGACUGCAGGCGGCCCUGGGGAGGACUAAACAGCUGAAGGGCAACACCAACACGGUGGACGCUCUACUGAUGGCUAGGAAUCAGGUUUUGAAACAGGGUGUGCCGGGAGGUGCCAGACCAGAUCUGCCCAGGGUUCUGGUGUGGCUCACGGAUGGAGUGGAUCCCGGCGAGGUGCAGGAACCAAUGGCGAGGCUGCGAGAAGAGGGCGUGGCCAUACUGGUGGUUUCCACUGGCCACGGGAACUAUCAGGUGCUGAGAGAGGUUGUGAGUCCACCCGCCGAGGAGCACCUGUUCUUUGUGGACAUUGAUGAUAUCACCAUCAUCAGCGAAGACUUGAGGAACGCAAUUAUUGAGAUUAUCCGGGCCGAGAGGCUACAGGUGAAGUCGGUCACCACCACUACAGCUCAGCUGGAAUGGAGGCCUGUGUUGGCUGGCACCGGCUAUUAUGAUAUCCAGUUUGGUCCUAUCCGAACAGGGCAGACCGGAGGGACGGGAGGUUCAGGCACCAGUCCUGGCACUGGUUUGGGUCCUUUUCAGAGGAUCACGCGGCCCGGAGAUGCCAGCUCGGCUAAGCUGAUUGACCUGCAUCCAGACACCACGUACAGAGUCACGCUCACACCGAAAGCCAACCUGGAGUUCAACUCUCUUCAUGCCACCUUCACUACACUGCCAGAAGUGCAGCCAGUUGUGCAGACUCUGUCGACAGUGACCGUGUCAGAGUCCAGCACUAACAGUGUGCGUGUGAGCUGGGGUCCACUGCUGCCUCACCUCAUCCAGGGGUACCAGCUGGAGUAUUCAGCGCUUCCUACAGGCCCGCUGCGGGUCGUCAGCGUCAGUAACAGACAGAACACAACAGUCCUGACCGACCUCCAGCCUGACACACAGUACCUGGUCACCGUGAGCGCGAGACAGGCCUCCGGCAGAGAGAGAGCCAUGACGGUUAAAGUCUGUACACAGGAGGUGUUGCCAGCUCUCUCAGAUCUGCAGCUGACCACAGUGGGAGAUGAGUCAGUGCAGCUCCACUGGAAGGGAAGUUACGAUGGUCUCCGUGGUUACUGGGUCACAUGGGAGCGAGGUCAGAGCCAGCGCUCCACCCUGUACCUACCACCCAACCAGCUCUCCACCACCCUCAACCAUGUGCCCUCCAGGGCCCGCGUCUGCGUCUCUCCGGUGUACCGGACGGCCCGUGGGGAGGGACUCUGCUGCACUGCUUAAAUGGGCUCCGCUGCGUUGACCUGGAACUGUGGCGCACCGCUCUGCCAAACACGAAAGAUAGAGGGAUGAGCAACACCAAAAACUUCCCACAAAUGGACAGAUGGGAGGACAAGGGAGUCCAGGACACUGUAGCUGUUUGAAUAUUCAUCAUCCAUAGAUGGUGAUCUAUAAACACCCCAACACAACAUGCACUGACACGCAAACCCCAAACCAUGCUUCUAAUGCAGAGACUAAAUGAGUCUGAACUCAAAAGUGGCCUUCUGAAGAAUCAGAGAAUCAAAGGAAUGUUUUGUGUUCAAGUUCAGUGCUAUCCACGGCUGAGAUCUGUGCCUUGCUGUGCACUGCCGUAGACCAUUUUUGAGUUUAUAUCGCAAUUAUCUCAAAUAUCUCAAUCGCAAUUUAUAUCUUGAGUUUGUUUCUUGCAAUUCUGAGAAAAAGUACGAAUUGCGAGAUAUAAACUCACAAUUCUUUUUUCUCACAACUGAGAUUAUAUCUAACAAUAAUUUUUUAACAGAAUUCUGAGUUUACAUCAAUAUGAAAAAAAAAGUUGCUUCUUCCUUGCAAUUGCAAGAUUCUAUCUGACAACUUGGACUUUGUUUCUCGCAAUUUUGAAGAAAAAAAGAAUUGCAUGACAUGAACAGAAUUGGGAGAUAUAAACUCACAAUUCUUUCCACCACAGAAAGAAAAGGAUAAAUAAAACAGUUAAUUGAAACCUUCUUGCAACUGCAAGUUUAUAUCCCACAAUUCAGUUUUUUUUCUUUUCUUUUUUUUUCUCAAAAGUGUGAGGAAAAAAGUCUGAAUUGUGAGAUAAAGUCACAAUUACUUUUUUAUUCCAUGGCAGAAACAAGCUUCCAUACAUUUACAGUAAUGCACUUAUAAUAGAAGUCUAUGGGGCAAGACAUUAAACAGUCUAUUUUGAGAGAAAGUUACAGGGUUUACCGACUUUAUAUGGUCAUGAGAAAGAGACGGAUUAUUACUUUGACUAUAACAGACAAAAUUAGCAAUUUUAUCAUGCGGCUGUAUUUAAAACUGUGUGUAUUUUAACAUUUAUGUGCAAUUUCUUUUACCAAAGACUUUCAAUUGAACCCAUUAUAUUCAUUUAAAUUGCCAGAAUGUUUACUUAUUAGAUAUUUAAGUUUUUAUUAAGAGUUAUAUCGCCAAAGCAAUAGUUUGUAAAUAUCCUACUAAUGCUUUUUGAGUUAUAUUUAUCAGAGGUGUAGUUGGUUACUGUAUAUUCGAGAUUUCUCCAUACAGUUUGAAAUGGGAACAAUGAGACAGUUUUAGGGGGAAUCUGAAUGACUUCCAUCAGUUUUUUCUUUAAGGUCAAUGUUUAUAUUGUAAACGUGCUUGAGUUACACACGUUACCAUAAUUGCAGAUUUUGUCAGCCGUGAAACUCUGAAAACUGGCACGGAUCUUAAUCACUGUGGCUGAAGUACUAAGACUUCGCAGAUGUUGUUCACAGAUGUUUUGUGGUUCAAAAGGUCCAUGACUGGUUUGUUUGAAGAAAAGUGACUCUUUCAGUGGGUCAAGCUUUUCCCUGUGCAUGCAUACUGUAACUUCAAGAUUCAAGAUUUUUUAUAAACUCACAAUUCUUUUUUCUCACAACUGAGAUUAUAUCUAAGAAUUUUGAGUUUUUAAUUUUUUUAAUCAGAAUUCUGAGUUUUCAUCGAUAUGAAAAAAAAAAGUUGGUUCUUCCUUCCAUUUGCAAGAUUCUAUCUCACAAUUCGGACUUGUAACUUGGAUUUACCAUUUAUAGUAACUUGGAUUUAUCAUUUAUUGAAGUAAUGUUUUUCUCUGUAGUUAUGUCUUAACAAGCAAACAUGUUCGCAGACAUUUCAUUCAUACAGUCUUUAAUGAUGGUUUUCAUCCCAUUUCAGGGUCAUUAUGCAAGAAUUAGUAGCUAUUCAAAAAAUUCAGCAUCUGAUAUUUUCUCUCUGUUGCAACAUAAUGUCAAGCUGGGCUUUCUGCAUUAUGAAAAGGUGCUUGUUCAUUCCCAGCUUAGCUGCACGUCUUACACAUCACUGUUUUCACUGUUGUUAUUUUAGUUAUUAAAUAAUAAAAAAAGGAUCUAUUUCAA
Messenger RNA from Cyprinus carpio (common carp), 3896 nucleotides. Its product is annotated as von Willebrand factor A domain-containing protein 1-like. The record is from RefSeq and is a predicted model, not a curated record. Gene Ontology annotation, molecular function: protein binding. NCBI's taxonomy places the organism in Eukaryota, Metazoa, Chordata, Actinopteri, Cypriniformes, Cyprinidae.